Emys orbicularis (European pond turtle) is the source of this 2248-nucleotide messenger RNA. RefSeq names its product nuclear cap binding subunit 3 (gene NCBP3). Gene Ontology annotation, molecular function: RNA 7-methylguanosine cap binding; mRNA binding. The record is from RefSeq and is a predicted model, not a curated record. The transcript is spliced from 13 exons. The coding region runs from base 1 to 1827 and encodes 608 amino acids. Gene Ontology annotation, cellular component: nucleus. Lineage: Eukaryota; Metazoa; Chordata; Testudines; Emydidae.
AUGGCGGCCGUGCGGGGCCUGCGGAUCUCGGUGAAGGCGGAGGCGGCGGCGGAGGAGGAGGAGGAGCAGGAGCAGCCCCGCGGCCCCGAGCCCGAGCCCAUGGAGGUGGAGGAGGGCGAGCUGGAGACCGUCCCCGUGCGGCGCUCGCUGCGGGAGCUGCUCCCGGACACUAGUAGAAGGUAUGAAAACAAAGCUGGAAGUUUCAUCACAGGAAUAGAUGUCACCUCCAAGGAAGCAAUUGAGAAAAAGGAGCAAAGAGCGAAGCGCUUUCAUUUUCGAGCUGAAGUGAACCUUGCCCAAAGGAAUGUGGCAUUGGAGCGAGACAUGAUGAAGAAAGCAAUCCCUAAAGUGAGGCUGGAUACAGUCCACGUUUGCGGGGUAGAUGAGAUGAGUACCCAGGACAUCUUUGCCUAUUUUAAAGAGUAUCCUCCUGCUCAUAUUGAGUGGCUAGAUGACACAUCGUGUAAUGUAGUCUGGCUUGAUGAAGUGACAGCAACACGAGCUCUUAUAAAUAUGAGCUCUAUGCCUGAUCAGGAUAAACUCAAAAACAGAGAAAACGACGAGGAGAAAGCAACUGAAAAAAACAAGAAAGACAAACAGGAGGAAAGCUCGGAUGAUGAGACCGAGGAAGGAGAGGUUGAGGAUGACAAUCCAAGUGAUGUUGAGUUGGAUGCGCUUUCCCAGGUAGAGGAAGAUUCUCUCCUACGUAACGAUCUACGCCCAGCCAACAAGCUGGCUAAAGGAAACAAACUGUUCAUGAGAUUUGCUACUAAAGAUGAUAAAAAAGAGCUGGGAGCUGCAAGAAGAAGUCAGUACUACAUGAAAUAUGGCAACCCUAAUUAUGGUGGCAUGAAAGGAAUUCUUAGCAACUCUUGGAAACGAAGAUAUCAUUCACGUCGAAUCCAUCGUGAUGUGAUAAAGAAAAGGACACUCAUUGGGGAUGAUGUUGGGUUGACACCUCCUUAUAAACACCGGCAUUCAGGCCUAGUGAAUGUUCCUGAGGAGCCUAUUGAGGAAGAAGAAGAGGAGGAGGAAGAGGAGGAUAUGGAUGAGGAUGACCGGGUUGUGGUAGAGUACCGGGAUGAACUACAAGCUUUCAAACAGUCUCGAGAUCGCAGUGCAGCAAGACGAUCAAGUGCCAGUGCGUCUGAUUCUGAUGAAAUGGACUAUGAUCUUGAACUGAAAAUGAUAUCCACUCCAUCUCCCAAAAAGAGCAUGAAAAUGACAAUGUAUGCUGAUGAGGUGGAAUCUCAAUUGAAAACUAUUAGGAACUCUAUGAGAGCGGAUAGUAUAGCAUCCAGUAAUGUCAAAAACCGGAUUGGCAGCAAAGGAUCGUCAGAAAAAGUUGCAGAUGUAAGACUACUGUUAGAGGAAAAACGUCAGAAUAAUACAGGCCAGCGUCAGCCAGUCAGCACUACAAAAUCAGAUGUACGGCAGAGACUAGGAAAGAGACCUCACUCUCCAGAAGUCAAUCCCCCAAGUAGCACCUCCACCCCUCGUCGAGAAUCAGUAUCAGAUGUACAUAGCCGGUUAGGGAUACCCAAACAAGAUGUGAAAGGCCUUUACUCUGACACCAGAGAGAAGAAAGCAGGUAAUUUAUGGACCCGCUUAGGAUCAGCGCCUAAGACACAAGAAAAGACUCCAGAUAAAUCAGAAAACUCAGUAACCGCUCCAGAGGAGGACGAUUCAGAGCUCCAGCGGGCAUGGGGUGCUCUAAUAAAAGAAAAAGAACAAUCUCGCCAGAAGAAAAGUCGAUUAGAUAACUUGCCAUCUCUACAAAUUGAAAUUAGCCGGGAGAGUAGUUCUGGGUCAGACACUGAAUCAUGAUGCUCUUUAGACCCUGAUCUUCAGGAUUUGAACGCUGCAGCAUGGCAAGAUGUUCAUUGCCCAAAGGCUGAACAUUAUGGAAGUGUGGCAGGACUCUGAUUGAGGUUCCAGGAGCCUCUCUACUCUGUUUACACAGAAGUAAAGACCUGUAUACCACUUGACAUUUAAAGCAAUCACAUUUGUCUUCAGUAUGUGUGGCCCUGUGUUGCGUAGGGCAUUGUCAUAUACAUUUAUUACAGCAAACCUGUAGUAGUUAUUGCAAAACAUUUUUUCCCCAAGCUUCAGACUUUAAAGAAGGGGCAGAACUACUCCUGGAUUUUGUAGAAGACUUUUUGUUCUUAAUCUUUUUAACAUGGAGUCUUUUAAGAAAAUGUUUUACACAGUUCAUCCAAAGAACAGGGAACUUCAGAAUAAUCACUAU